AUGCAGGGGACGGUUGGAUCGGGCCUAUGCUAUGUGGUGAUGUCAUCGUGUGUCAAACAACGGGGUCCUGUCUUCAUCUCAGCAUUCAGCCCCUUCAUACAGAUAUUUGUUGCUGUCUUUGAUAUCUCCAUCCUACAUGAACAGAUUCACCUUGGAAGUGUUCUGGGAUCCAUUCUAGUUAUUGCUGCUAUGUAUAUACUCCUAUGGGGUAAAAGUAAUGAAGCAGAGACUUGUGCAAUUAAGCAGACUCAUCAAGGAGAAGAGGACGGAGAUUGCAAUCGGGUGUUACAAUCAAGUCCAAUCGCUAUCAACCCUAGUACAGCUUAUACACUCUCCCUAUGCGUCAUAUUAAAUGUGGUUUACUUCGCCUCUACAAAAGGAUUUCUUGACAGGAUUAGCAUUUAGAAAGCAACGGUACUUAACGAUGUAUAAUUAUUAUUUGCCACUACUGCAGGUAUCUCUUUACAGGUAAACAUGCGAAGGUCUAGUGUCCACACUUAAAAAUGAAUACUCC
Ilex paraguariensis (yerba mate) is the source of this 514-nucleotide messenger RNA. The record is from the annotation of a GenBank genome assembly. NCBI's taxonomy places the organism in Eukaryota, Viridiplantae, Streptophyta, Magnoliopsida, Aquifoliales, Aquifoliaceae.